ACGAGGUUAUCACUUAUCAGCAGCCAAAAUGAUAAGAGGUAGUAAUAGUAAUAGUACGAUCGAGACGUUUAUUUGACGAUUGUACGUAUUCUUGUUAAAGGCUAAUUGUUGAGUAUUUUCAUGGUUACAUCAGUACUUCUUAUGCGACCGAAGCAAUCAAGAGUUAUUUUUGACGUCGCAGUUUUGAAGAUAAAAGAAUGGAAGAUGUCUUUAACAAAUCAAAUGUUCGACUGUAUAAAAACAAAUAAUUUGACAAAAGAUGAACUGAAUCGAAUAACUGAUGAUGUAAGUAAAGCUUUAAUUGACCCAAAAGGCAAUGAACUUUUUGAAAGCUAUCUUUCUCGAUUCGAGUUUUCGGAUGGCUUGGCAAGUUUGAAGUUGUACAACACCUGUUCAAAGAUCCUGAAUGAAAAGCAGAAUAGUUCGAGUCAAGGAAAUUUAUCGAAAGAAUCAUUGGAAUCACUUAUUACUAAAGUAAAAAUGAUAAAGGAUACUAUCGAAGAAGAAGAUGUAACUGCAAUAGAUUUUCGUGUUAUGGCAGACUUGAACAAAGCCUUGGAAACAGAAAACAAAGAAAAGUUACUCGGCGUAUUAGAAAGAGUCAAAGAGGAAUGUCAAGACAGUUUACGAGAUUUACACCAAAAUUUUAGACGUUAUAUUUUGGAAAAAUAAUGUUAAAAAGUUUUUUUUAAAU
Messenger RNA from Cyphomyrmex costatus, 694 nucleotides. RefSeq lists its product as uncharacterized. Lineage: Eukaryota; Metazoa; Arthropoda; Insecta; Hymenoptera; Formicidae. Bases 121 to 672 code for a protein of 183 amino acids. The record is from RefSeq and is a predicted model, not a curated record. The transcript is spliced from 3 exons.